AUGCAUAUAAAACUCAUUCCCACCCUGGGACUCAUGCUCCCGCUCUUCACAGCAGUGGCGCAAGCAAACGUGGAAAAGACCAUCUUUCUAGCACCAAUACCAGCAAUCGUCCCUUCCGAGCAGCCAGACCUCGACGACCUAGGUCUAGAGCGUCUAUCACCACAGAAACCCGUGGUGCGAACCCAGCUAAAUGCCUCAUUCCCAACGGCUGCGGCCCCCUAUGGUACAGACUCGUGGUUCUUCCUUGAAAACCUGAACCCGGGCCAGCGGUAUGAAGUACGAGUGUGCUGGCUAGCGACACAACCAACAACAUUCACCCUCACCACCUACCCGCUCUCAAAAACAAUCGAAGACAAAAACCUCCUGUCUUCCCUGAGCAUGUACACAGCAGCCCGACUCGCAGCAGCAGACACAAUCCAAGAAAAUGUCAUCCCGCACAGUGCCAACGCACGCGGUGGCAAAGAUGUGCUCGACCCUGUGCCGACGAGUGACUCGGUUUUGUUUCUGCAUGUGCACGCCGCGGCAGAUUACUUCAGUACAGAUCAGGCAUUGAUGCAGAAUGUCCCACCCGUGGCGGUGGAUUUGAUUCUUGAUCCAUUCUUGUUUAAUGUUUUCCCGCGCUCGUUGGUGCCGACUGCUGGGUGGAUUGUACUUGUUGCUGUUCUCGCGGCAGUGCUGGGGAGGUGGAUUGUGAAGGAGGUUGGGAGGGCUGUGGAUGAUGCUAGGAGGCAAAGUGUUUUGGAAGAGAUGAAGAAGAAAUGA
Messenger RNA from Penicillium roqueforti, 762 nucleotides. RefSeq lists its product as uncharacterized. The coding region runs from base 1 to 762 and encodes 253 amino acids. The record is from RefSeq and is a predicted model, not a curated record. The transcript has 2 exons. Gene Ontology annotation, molecular function: mannosyltransferase activity. Gene Ontology annotation, biological process: GPI anchor biosynthetic process. NCBI's taxonomy places the organism in Eukaryota, Fungi, Ascomycota, Eurotiomycetes, Eurotiales, Aspergillaceae. Gene Ontology annotation, cellular component: mannosyltransferase complex; endoplasmic reticulum membrane.